Chaetomium globosum CBS 148.51 is the source of this 852-nucleotide messenger RNA. RefSeq lists its product as uncharacterized. NCBI's taxonomy places the organism in Eukaryota, Fungi, Ascomycota, Sordariomycetes, Sordariales, Chaetomiaceae. The transcript has a single exon. The record is from RefSeq and is a predicted model, not a curated record. Bases 1 to 852 code for a protein of 283 amino acids.
AUGGCAGAAAUCGGCGAGUUCGUCAUCAAGACCGUCAACCCGAAGUAUCGACGGACCUGCUGCAAAGCAGAUGACUCGAUCUCCCAGUGGUACAUCAACCUGAAGAAAGAGGUGGGAGCCACAACCGAAUGGGGAUACAACAAAGCCAGCAACGAUUACCACGAAGCCCUCAAGCCAUUAGCGAAAAUCAAGGACUAUGAGACCUUCAUCGACAAAUGGGAAACGGCAUUUUCCGUCGCCAACGACAAGGGAGUCGCCGAGACGCUCAACUACCUCUCGUGGUCGCGGGAUUUUUUCCGAUCCAUCAAGAACGUUCCAGAGGCUGUCGCGUGGGGAAUAUCAUACCGUCAAACCAAAGGGCAAGACUUCCAAGAAGGGAAGCUCACGUAUCGUGACUUUGCGGUGGACUUUCGCAACGAGAUGGGCCUGGUCGCGCCCACAACAAUGCACAAAAAGAUUGGGAGAGGUGCAUUUGGACCUACCUACGCGGAUCAGGAGGCCAACGACCAAAACGCAGAAGGCGCAUCCAGAGGGCGGGGAGGACGCACCCGUUCAGGCAAGAAACGCACGCGAGACAACCGAUCGUUUUCGUCGAAGUGCAUGCUCUGUGACGUCCCGGGACACAAGAUCGAGGAGUGUUUCUUUCUGUCCCAACAAGCCCCAACCUGGUUUAAGCCAACGGAUGAGAAAAGAGAGGAGAUUGAAGCUCGCAUUGAAGAAGAUGUGAACAUCAAGAGGAUUGUUCAAGGCAUGAGGGGCAAGCGCCCUAGGACAGGAACCAGAUCGGGAAGUAGCCGAUCAGCGUCCGAAAGUCUCACCAAACAAGAAGGGACACCGGUUAUCGAGGAUUGA